AUGGCGGGCGCAUACAACUACACGUACAUCUUCAAGUACAUCAUCAUUGGUGACAUGGGUGUGGGCAAGUCUUGCCUUCUGCACCAGUUUACCGAGCAAAAGUGUACGCGCCGUUCUCUCUCCCCGCACUCAUGGCUGAUUGCCCUCACACCAUUGGUGUUGAGUUUGGAACCCGCAUCAUCGAGGCACGUUUGCGGCCAGAAGAUCAAGCUGCAGAUUUGGGAUACGGCUGGCCAAGAGCGCUUCCGCGCCGUCACUCGCUCCUACUAUCGUGGCGCGGCCGGCGCUCUCCUUGUCUACGACAUCUGCCGCCGCUCCACAUACAACCACCUGCAAUCCUGGCUCAACGAUGCCCGUAACCUCACCAACCCCAACACGGUCAUCUUCCUCAUUGGCAACAAAUCGGACCUUGAGGCCCAGCGUGACGUGACCACAGAAGAGGCCAAGCAGUUUGCUGACGAGAACAAUCUCAUCUUCCUCGAGACCUCGGCCAAGACGGGUGCCAACGUCGAGGAUGCGUUUUUGGAAACUGCCAAGCAAAUUUAUCAAAACAUUCAGGACGGUAGCUUGGACCUCAACGCCGCCGAGUCGGGUGUCCAGCAAAAGUCACAAUCUGGCUCUGUUCCGCUCUCAGAGAAAGCGCCCGGCAAGUCCGGGUGCUGCUAA
This is a messenger RNA of Monosiga brevicollis MX1, 666 nucleotides long. RefSeq lists its product as uncharacterized. The record is from RefSeq and is a predicted model, not a curated record. Gene Ontology annotation, molecular function: GTP binding; GTPase activity. Bases 1 to 666 code for a protein of 221 amino acids. NCBI's taxonomy places the organism in Eukaryota, Choanoflagellata, Craspedida, Salpingoecidae. Gene Ontology annotation, cellular component: Golgi apparatus. The transcript is spliced from 6 exons.